AUGAACUUCAUAGCAGCACUCACGUGCUUCAUGCUCGUCGGGAUCCCGUUCCUCGCGAGCCGAGGGCAUGCGAGUGGGGCGCUGGGCCCGUGCAGAACAGAAGACGAUUGUUCACGCACUACUCUCCAGUGCCGGGACGCGGCCGACGGACGCGACUGUUCUGAAGAUGCUGUGUAUUGCUUCUGUCUCUCGUCAUCCUUUGAAGAUUAUUUGUGCUCUCAAGAUUCAGACUGCGCAGACGACGAAACCUGCAUCGAGCUGCAGACAACGGCCGCCACGUUUGUGUCGUUGCCGAUAAGUGACAUAUGUCUCGACAAUGCCCAAGUUCCGUUCCUUGAAUCCCCCAAGCCGUGUGAAAGUGAUGAAGACUGCGACUCAAACGCUGCUUGCGUGGGGUCGUCGGACGGGAAGCUGUGUGUCAGCGCACUCGGUUCAGAGGAUCCAGAAGGUGGCGCCCAACCACCAAGUGAUUCAGACGAUGAUGGGUCGCCCUCGACUGAGAAUCCCGCCGCAACUGAGGAUGCGAGCUCCACAGAGAAUGACGACGACGACGACGACGACGACGACGACAGCGAUAUUUGCAUCGCGGUGAGCUCGCUUGGCGAUGUACCUCAACACCAAUUCGUGUUUAGCCGCCAUGCGAAAGCGCGAGUGCUGUGCGACAAGCAGGGGAGCUGUGCAACAAGAGGCCAUAUGGUGCAGUAUGGCGAGGAGGUCAUGAUGAUGCAGACGUACUGCCAGCGCGUGCGGUGCACCGAUAACAUCAUGCUCGUCAACAGUCUGCGAUAUUCGCGACAGGCCAAAUUCCCCUCCCGCACGGAUCGUCUCAUGUUCACCACGUUCGCAGCCCGGUACAACACGGCCGUGGAGGAAAAUGUGCUCAGAUUUGCUAUCUAUAGCGGUCUUUGAUCAACUAAGUGUCAGAUGCGUACGGCGAAUUGGUAAUGGGGUCGAUGCUUCUUGCAGAGUAUGAGUAUAUCCGAGAGACAUUCCCAUACUCUGCAUCGCUUUACAGGUUAGUAUGUUUGACAUGCUUGGAAAGAAUUCUGGAGGUGACAGGGCUUGUAUUGUGAGUGCAUUGCAACGGAUAACCUACUGAAACAAAGUUAAACUGCCAACGGCAAGUAGUAGCCAGAAGGUGAUCUUGAAACGCGGUUUCUUCUCAAAGUACGUGAGGGACGCAUGGUGUCGUUAUUCUCAGCACUAGUAAUUGGGAUCCCUGUUCCUCCCAACAGACGUCGAAACCGGCGCUAUCAGCUUUCUCAUUCUGCUUGGCCUUUCAGCCUUUUAUACAGCGAGGGUCUGCAACCCGAUAAGCGACCGUGGUACGACCACUUCAUACGUACACGCGUGUCAAUACAUAGGUCAAGGGGAAAGUGUUGCGUUGGAGCGCUUAUCACGCGAUCGGCAGCCCCCCACACCACAUCAACAAGUUGAUAAUAUUGAAGAGGAAAGGUGAAGAGUUGCAUCAUUAUUAGCCAUGACGUCACCUACUGUACCGUAAGUACUAUCCCCGUAAAGUAGAAUGUUGUCUUG
Chondrus crispus (carragheen) is the source of this 1536-nucleotide messenger RNA. RefSeq lists its product as hypothetical. The transcript has 2 exons. NCBI's taxonomy places the organism in Eukaryota, Rhodophyta, Florideophyceae, Gigartinales, Gigartinaceae. The coding region runs from base 1 to 909 and encodes 302 amino acids. The record is from RefSeq and is a predicted model, not a curated record.